Messenger RNA from Rhodamnia argentea, 740 nucleotides. RefSeq names its product iroquois-class homeodomain protein IRX-4. The record is from RefSeq and is a predicted model, not a curated record. NCBI's taxonomy places the organism in Eukaryota, Viridiplantae, Streptophyta, Magnoliopsida, Myrtales, Myrtaceae. Gene Ontology annotation, biological process: regulation of systemic acquired resistance.
AAAAAAGAGAGGAGAGAGAUCCAAUAAACAAAACAAAAAGCGCUUCACUUUCCUGCGAAAUUCCUCCGUUUCGCAAUCGUUUGUCGCAGAUCUCUGUCUCUCCUCCGUUCUUCACAGCGACCCGAAAUGCGGAGUGCGGAGUGCGAGAGCGACGUCGGAAAGCCCGAGGAUCGCGGCGAUCGCGGACGAGGCGAGGGCGAAGAGGAAGAAGGGGAGGAGGAGGUGGAGGAGGAGGAGAAGAUCGAGCUGUUCUUCGCGAUCCUCAGGAACUACAGGGACGCGCGGAACCGGAGGAGGAUCGAGUUGAUGGGGGAGCUGGCGGAGCGGGAGGCGGAGGAGUCGAGGCGGAAGAGGAGGAGGCUGGCGGAGCUGGACGGCGGGGAUCGGUGCUCGAGCUGGGUCCCGAGGUUCGAGCCGGAGGAUUUCAGCGCCGACGUCGAGUUCAGGACAAGGCCUCUCCCGCUCCCUCAUCCUCAUCCUCCUCCUCCUCCUCCUCCGCCUCCGGCGACUGUCAUUUCGCCGGCGAAGGCGGUGAAGAGGGAGGGGAAGGUAAGGGACGAUGGGUUGGAGCUCAAACUGACGAUCUGAUGGUGGAUAUCCUCGCCGGAGAUUUCGUAGGAUCUGUUUCUUCUGCGAUCGCUCUUGUUUAGGAAAAAAAAAGGUGGGAUGAAUCUGAUCAGCAAUGCUCUUUCCCUUUUUUUCCCUGAAAAUCCUGAUCGCUUUGGUUUAAUAUUAACUGC